Molecule: messenger RNA, 2718 nt
Organism: Linum trigynum
Lineage: Eukaryota; Viridiplantae; Streptophyta; Magnoliopsida; Malpighiales; Linaceae
Source: the annotation of a GenBank genome assembly
AGAGUUGGUUGGCUAACUAAAUUGUCGAGUUAGCUUGACCAUGAGCUCAAAAUGAGCAACUCGCGAUUCAGCUCAACUAGUCUCCAAAUCAAAGCAGCUCGCGAAGCUUAGCUCAAAAUCACUUCAUUACUAGACGAGCUGGAUUUCGAACAAAAUUUAUUCGAAUUGAAUAUCGAACCACUCGAAAACAUGAACAGCUCGGCUCAUUUGCAAUCAUUGUACAAAACUAACAAAUUAUUAGGAAAUAUAAUUUGAUCAGCAAAUGCCGUUUAGAGGAGGAGCAUCAUCAAAUAAUAGAAAGUUAGGAAGUUCAGAUUAAUUAGGCUUUGGAACCAAAAAUGGAUUAAACUAAAGCAAAGCUACUGUGCGCUCAAACCCCCGCCUUUACUCUCCCAAAAAAUGACGUCCCCACUUCAACUCAACUCUCUCGGCCGUCUAUCUACCUCCCUCUCGCUUUCUGCUCUCUUCCUUCCUUCCUUCCUUCAUCCCACUUCUCGAGCUCUCCAUUUCUCUGCAUCGGCACUCCAAAAUGUCUGCGUGUUUCCUGCACCGCCCGCUCCGAUGCAGACCCAGACCGCAGCUUUCAGCUGGGUACCUCAUCUUUUCUCUGCUCAUCUCCUCGGUGCUAAUUGCUCGCCCAGCGGUUUUGGACCCAUGUUCUCCUUCCGCCAGCUGUGGGCAAGGGCUUUAUUGUGGCAACUGCCCUGCUUUGGGCAAGAAUCAGCCCGUCUGCACCAGAGGCCAAGCUACCGUGCCCACAUCCAUCAUUGGCGGAUUACCCUUUAACAAGUAUACGUGGUUAGUCACUCAUAAUUCUUUCAGCAUCGUCGAUUCGCCGCCUUUGCCUGGAGUUCAGAGGUUGACGUUUUACAAUCAGGAGGAUUCUGUUACUAAUCAGCUCUUGAAUGGUGUAAGGGGACUGAUGCUGGACAUGUACGAGUUCAAUGGCGAUAUCUGGCUUUGUCAUUCAUUCCGAGGGCAAUGUUACAACUUCACAGCCUUCCAACCUGCAAUCAACACUUUAAAAGAAGUAGAAGCAUUCUUGAGUCAAAACCCAUCUGAAAUCAUCACCAUUAUAAUCGAGGACUACGUGCAUACUCCAAAAGGGUUGAGCAAUCUCUUUGCUCGUGCUGGUUUGGAUAAGUAUUGGUUCCCCGUUUCCAAGAUGCCGAGGAAGGGUGAUGAUUGGCCUACUGUCAACGAAAUGGUGCAACAGAAUUUGCGUCUCCUGGUUUUCACUUCUGUUGCUUCAAAGGAAGCAGAGGAAGGAGUUGCUUAUCAGUGGAAGUAUAUGGUGGAAAACGAGUCUGGAGAUCCUGGAGUAAAGCCAGGCUCAUGUCCAAACAGGAAAGAAUCUAAGCCAUUGAACUCGAAGAGUGCAUCUCUUUUCCUAAUGAAUUACUUCCCCACUUAUCCAGUUGAGAGCGAUGCUUGCAAAGAACAUUCAGCUCCUCUUGCUCAGAUGAUUGGAACUUGCUACAAAUCAGCUGGCAAUCUUAUGCCGAAUUUCUUGGCUGUCAAUUUUUAUAUGCGGAGUGAUGGUCCUGGUGUGUUUGAUGAUCUGGAUCGAAUGAAUGGCCCGACAUUGUGUGGUUGUAGUACUCUUGCCGCAUGCCAGGCUGGAGCACCUUUCGGGUCAUGCAGAAAUAUUACUACACCUAGUACAAGUCCUGUAACGAAUACUGCAGGAAGCAUGUCGUCAAGCCCAGUAGGAGGAGCUGGAACCUUUUCAGGCUCUGUUCAGUUUAGAUCGGCUUCAACAUCCACUUCUCCAAAUAUAUGGGAUUUCUGCUUGAUAACCAUUCCAUUGAUGGCAUUCCUAUUACAGAAAAAGUAAAUGACUACUCAUGGUAUGAGGUAUAAGAAGCAACCCUCUUCUGGUUAAUGUUGCUCUAAUCUUCUGCUAAAUGCCACUCAUGGUAUUUUGGCAUUACCUGGUGCAGAACUCGUGAUCACACGUGUGAUGUUUCCUUUUCCUUGUCGAGAAGCCCAAGCACUUCCUAGAGAGGAGCUAUGUAAUGGCGAUGCUGAGAACCUUUGGUAUAAGUAGUGACUUCUACAAAAUCAGAGAUAGAUAGUAGUCAAAGUAGAACCAUUGAACAUGUCAAGUAGAGGUUCCGGUAAGCACUAAGCAGCUUAGUUUCAUUACAGUAUUUUACUUGGAUCUUUUUGUACAUACUCAAUGCCUUCUGCCAAACACCAUUGCCUUUUGUUUCUGAUCAACACCCACUUCAACUGCUAGAUGACAUGAUGCAUUUCUACUCUGAUAAUCUUCGUUGUAUAACUCUGCAAGACUUACCACUAAGAUCUUCCCUACCCUAAGUGUGGCUAAUCCUCUUUAUUUCAAUGUUUGUCCACAGGUUCUCUGUUGGCCUUUUAGCCCCUUCGGUUUAGUUUGGUGCAGGCAGGGAUUGAAGUAGCAAAAUAUGCAGAGGUGCAUAUCCCUUAUUUAUUAUCAUGCCUAGGGUUUACUUUGUAAUUCUAUUCAAACACUCUAUAAUAUAGGUGUUUUGCUUUGCUUUGCUUUGCUUUCCACUACCACGCUCCGCACUAUGUAUUACUCAAUUCUACCUUGCUGAAUGCUUGUAAUAGACCAUUUAGGUUACUGUAAUGGAAUCCUUAUAUAGACCUGAAUUUUCAGAAUCCACCUAGCGCUUUGAAUACCCGCUGAGAUGAUGAACAAUGUCCUGGUAACAUUAAUAUAGGGUUUCUUACAGA